Molecule: messenger RNA, 695 nt
Organism: Beta vulgaris subsp. vulgaris (sugar beet)
Lineage: Eukaryota; Viridiplantae; Streptophyta; Magnoliopsida; Caryophyllales; Amaranthaceae
Product: DNA-directed RNA polymerase II subunit 4
Exons: 1
Coding region: 93-509 (138 amino acids)
Biological process (GO): mRNA export from nucleus in response to heat stress; positive regulation of translational initiation; nuclear-transcribed mRNA catabolic process, deadenylation-dependent decay
Cellular component (GO): RNA polymerase II, core complex; P-body
Molecular function (GO): translation initiation factor binding; nucleotide binding
Source: RefSeq, a predicted model, not a curated record
GAUAAAAGGAGCAAGGAGGGUUCCCAAUCCUAUAUAGGACAAUUCAUCUUUUCUCCAUCCGAGUUGCUGAACCAAAGGAGCCCCAAAAAAAAAUGUCAGGAGAAGAAGAAGAGAACGCAGCAGAGCUAAAACUGGGAGAAGAUUUCGUGAAAGCAAAGUGUUUGAUGAACGGAGAAGUAGCGAUGAUUCUGGAGCACAGAUUAGAGCAACUUCAACAAGUAUCAGAAGACCCAUUAAAUCAGAUGCCUCAAGUAUUCGAGAAAUCUCUGCAAUACGUCAAACGAUUCAGCCGCUACAAAAAUCAAGAUGCUGUUCGACAGGUUAGGGAAAUCCUUAGCCGCCAUCAAUUAGCCGAAUUCGAGCUCGGUGUUCUUGGUAAUCUUUGCCCUGAAACUGUUGAGGAAGCCAUUGCUAUGGUCCCUUCUCUUAAAGAUAAAGGUAGAGAUCUUGAUGAUGAAGCUAUUGACAAGAUGCUUAAUGAUCUUGCUCUUGUUAAGAAGUUUGAGUGAUUUUUGAUUUCUAGGGUUAGGGUUUCUGGGUAUCCUUAAGUUAGCGUUAUAUGUUGUGAUUUGGUAAAUUGAGAAUGUUAAUGCAAUGUUUUCUGUCUUAAUUAUGAUGAUAAUACAGUGGUGAUUCAGUGUUUGUGAUGUGCAGAACAAGUGUUUAAUGAAAGUCCUUAUUGAUUGUUAUUUGUA